Messenger RNA from Pseudopipra pipra, 1058 nucleotides. RefSeq names its product class II histocompatibility antigen, B-L beta chain-like. The transcript has 5 exons. The record is from RefSeq and is a predicted model, not a curated record. Gene Ontology annotation, biological process: immune response; antigen processing and presentation. The coding region runs from base 306 to 1058 and encodes 250 amino acids. Gene Ontology annotation, cellular component: MHC class II protein complex; membrane. NCBI's taxonomy places the organism in Eukaryota, Metazoa, Chordata, Aves, Passeriformes, Pipridae.
AUCACCUUAAAUGCCAGCUCCAGGAAUUCGGGACCCCCUCAAAACCCACCUUGGACCCCCCCCAGCCCUGGGGCUGCCGCGGGGGCCCCCAACGGCCCUCAGCCAAUCCCAAAGCGCCCACGCCGCCCGCGCCCAAUCCCAGCGCACCGCGCUGAUGACUCAUCAGUCGCCGGGAAGACCAGGCUCCAACACGGCCCCAAACCGCCGCCGGCCUUUGCCCUCAGCCAAUCCGAGCGCGCCCAAAAAGCCCCAAAACGGCGCCGCCCGGCUGGUUUUGGGCUGUCAGCAGCUGUCCGGCGCUGGGCAUGGAGCGUGUGCGGGGAGCUGGGGCCGUGCUGGCGGUGCUGGUGGUGCUGGGAGCCCCCCCGGCUGCGGGCGAGGAGCUGUCGGGGGUGUUCCACGACAUGUUUAAAUACGAGUGUCACUUCAUCAACGGCACCGAGCGCGUGAGGACCAUACUGAGGCGCAUCUACAACCGGGAGCAGUACGUGCACUUCGACAGCGAUGUGGGGGUGUUUGUGGGGGACACCCCACAUGGGGAGAAGGUUGCCAGGGAAUGGAACAGCGACCAGGACAUUCUGGAGUACGUCCGGUCUCUGGCAGAUGGGUGCUGCCGGCACAACUACAAGUGUUACGGCCCGUUCAGCGUGGAGAGGAGAGUGCCCCCCAGUGUGUCCAUCUCGCUGGUGCCGUCGAGCUCCCAGCCCGGCCCCGGCCGCCUGCUCUGCUCCGUGAUGGAUUUCUACCCUGCACCAGUGCAGGUGAGGUGGUUCCAGGAUGGGCAGGAGCUGCCAGAGCACGUGGUGGCCACCGAUGUGGUCCCCAAUGGGGACUGGACCUACCAGGUGCUGGUGCUGCUGGAAAUCCCCCCCCGGCGCGGGGUCACCUACAGCUGCCAGGUGGAGCACGUCAGCCUGGAGCACCCCCUCAGCCGGCACUGGGAGAUGCCACCGGACACCGUCCGCAGCAAGAUCCUGGUGGGGGUCGGGGGCUUCGUCUUGGGCUUGGUCUUCCUGGCGCUGGGGCUCGGCUUCUACCUGCGGGAGAAGAGCUCCUGA